Suillus subaureus is the source of this 803-nucleotide messenger RNA. RefSeq lists its product as uncharacterized. Bases 180 to 668 code for a protein of 162 amino acids. The record is from RefSeq and is a predicted model, not a curated record. Lineage: Eukaryota; Fungi; Basidiomycota; Agaricomycetes; Boletales; Suillaceae. The transcript is spliced from 2 exons.
GGAAUUUUUUCAGUAAUACAGCCUGUUUGUUGAUAACCUCAAAGCAUAUAACCUGUGCCGCGCACCAUUUUCACGCGGACAAGCUGACGGAUUGGCAUGGUGGGAAAGCCUCGCCACAGUCAGUGCCGACAGACAUCCUCUGAAGGCACUAGCAAUCACCCUCUUAUAUAUUGUUCCCCAUGCUGCCGACGUCGAAUGCCUCUUCUCGGAUCACUGGCAAAGAUUCAAGCAAAUCUUCGUUACCAAAGGCCGUGGCUAAUGGCAGGCCGAUUCGUCGACGUCAUGCGCACAUGCACACCAGCGCCCAGCUAGGAAUCAACAUCGAUGUAGCUGCCGAUCUAGAAGCCAAUUUUGCGUGGGCACCACCACUUGCGCCUCUGACUCAGAACAUCGAUGACGAUCUUGCAGGUUCUGAAUCCAUAUCACUUGACGAGAUCGAUGCAGCAUUUGCACUAUUGGAACAUGAGAAAGAAGCCAUGGAACGAGCACUGGAUGAUGGAAACGAAGUGUUGGAAGGCCAAGUUUAUGGUUUUGCAGAAUUAAAGCAUGUUGACCGAGGUCUUCUACCGAAAUCUGUUGACGAUGAGAUCAUGGUAGUUGAUCACACCUCACACGACGAUGGACAGUGGGAUGUGGACAUGCUGAUGUCUUCUAAUUAUGUUUCCUAGUGGUACACACAGCCCUGUAGCGCCUUGAUAAUUUUGCCAAGUGGCAGAAGUGGCGGUUCUGCCACUUCUGCCAAUUGUGCUGGCACAAUUGCUCGCAAAUGAUUAUGCCCCCAGCACUAGUCCUGGGACCUGAAA